GCCAAGUCGAGGCCAUCCUCACAGCAGAAGAGCGCUAUGCCAAGACCCACAAUGAUCGGACAGCGGUCCUUUUCGAGAAGCGGGCAAGGGCACGUCGUCGCGAUCGUGUGGAAUGGAGCUUCCGACACUUCUGCGAAGAGAGGGAGUAUCCGCCUACCUUCCGUGGCUGUCUGUCAGCUUGGGACAUUACACGCAUUGCGGACGUGGCGAGCUGUGAGCUGGACGCGGAAGACUUCGCAACUGCAGAUGCGGCUGAGGAGGCUGAGGAAACUGGAGAUGAUGGCCCUGGCCUGCGCUCAAGGACUCGUUCUGGGUCGGACUGCUCUGAGGCCGGCCACGGGACGAUGGCUUGUCCGGAUGGCUUCGGUAGCAGCUGGCAGAAGAUCCUCAGUGAGGAGCUCACGGACGCAUGCAUCAUCGCCGCCUUCGGCAUCCCUGCAUCUGCCGCAGCGGAGGCCGACGAAGCAUGCUGG
Molecule: messenger RNA, 473 nt
Organism: Symbiodinium pilosum
Lineage: Eukaryota; Dinophyceae; Suessiales; Symbiodiniaceae
Source: the annotation of a GenBank genome assembly